GUUACCACUUACUACCAUCUGAUCUGAUUUAAACAUUUUCAAUUCAAAAAUUGACGAGUAACUAGUACAGACAGAUAUAGUGAGUGUAUCUCGAAAACAUAAACAUUAACAUCCAUCCAACAAUGGGAAGCACUCCGGUGAGAAAAACACACACUAACACUUCCGAUCUCCUCACUUGGUCGGAAGUUCCUCCUCCUCCCGUUGUUAUUGAUUCCUCCGCCACCCGCUCUCGUCAGCCUUCUGAUAGAAUCAGCAAGGUUCUCAAUAGCGACCAACUCACUGAAGAAGAAGCUCAAUCUCUCUCCAAAAGCAAGCCAUGCUCAGGGUAUAAAAUGAAAGAGAUGAGUGGACAUGGUAUAUUUUCGGACAAUGGUGAAGAUUCUGCAUCAGAAGCCGGUUCUGUUAAUUCAAAAACUAGCAUACGCAUAUAUCAGCAAGCAAUAAAUGGAGUUAGUCAGAUAUCAUUCAGCACUGAAGAAAGUGUUAGUCCUAAGAAGCCAACCUCUAUACCUGAGGUAGCAAAGCAGCGCGAACUUAGCGGGACUUUGCAAACUGACUUAGACGCAAAGACUCAGAAGCAAAUAUCAAAUGCCAAGACCAAGGAGCUCACUGGAAAUGAUAUAUUUGGCCCUCCUCCUGAAAUUGUACCGCGUUCCAUGGCAGCUGCACGAACUUUGGAAUCAAAGGAAAGCAAGGACAUGGGAGAACCUCUUCCUAGAAAUUUGAGGACAUCGGUGAAAGUUUCUAAUCCUGCUGGUGGGCAAAGUAAUAUCUUAUUUGGCGACGCACCUGUUGAGAAGACAUCAAAGAAGAUACAUGACCAGAAGUUUGCAGAGCUUUCAGGCAAUAAUAUUUUCCAUGGAGAUGUUCCAGCAGGAUCAGCUGAAAAAUCUCUGAGCAGGGCAAAGCUGAGAGAAAUAACUGGCAGUGACAUAUUUGCUGACGGAAAGCCAGAAAUCAAAGACCCUGUUAAAGGUGCACGCAAACCCCCGGGUGGAGACAGCAGCAUCGCCUUGCUCUAAAUUAUGAUAUUUAAAGCUUACCCCUUUUGAUGUAGGAUUGUUAUAAUUCCGUGUGAACUUCCAUGCUUUUACAGUAGAAGGGUAAGUGUGUCCGAUUAUCAGCAUCUAGAUUUCAAAUUUCAACUAUGAACGUGUCUUACUUUUUUGGAACAAGUAUGAACGUGUCUUACUUAACAGUUAGAAGAUGGUAUUAACAUGAAAUCUCAACUGGAUGAUAUUUUUGUGUUUAUUUAGAA
Medicago truncatula (barrel medic) is the source of this 1258-nucleotide messenger RNA. RefSeq lists its product as uncharacterized. Bases 123 to 1022 code for a protein of 299 amino acids. The record is from RefSeq and is a predicted model, not a curated record. The transcript has 4 exons. Lineage: Eukaryota; Viridiplantae; Streptophyta; Magnoliopsida; Fabales; Fabaceae.